AAAACACAAGAGACCGCAAAUUUAAAGGAGAACACAUUACAAGGUUGUUCUUCGUUAAUACUCUAAAGAGGUUUUAUGUGUGUUCACUCAAAAUUUAUUUCGUGCUGAUUAUAGCGCGACAGCUGUGCGCUAUAAUUGGCAAGGGUUAAAGUGGUUGGGGAGGGGGGUUAACAUGUCGAUCCAGUACGAGGCACCGCUUGCGGACAGCUACGGGGCGGCGGACUCGUUUCCCAAAGAUUUCGGCUAUGGAGAUGAGGAGGAGGACAUCGAGGAUAGUCCUACAUCUUCCGACAGCAAACCGAGAAUUCUGCUCAUGGGGUUGAGGAGGAGCGGAAAGUCGUCUAUCCAGAAGGUGGUGUUUCAUAAGAUGUCCCCCAAUGAGACCCUCUUUCUGGAGAGCACCAACAAGAUCUAUAAAGAUGACAUCUCCAGCAGCUCCUUUGUCAACUUCCAGAUCUGGGACUUCCCUGGACAAGUGGACUUUUUUGAUGCAACCUUUGACUAUGAGAUGAUUUUCAGAGGAACCGGGGCCUUGAUAUUUGUCAUUGAUGCACAGGAUGACUAUGUAGAGGCCCUCAGUCGACUCCACCUAACAGUGUCACGGGCCUACAGGGUAAACCCUGAGAUUAACUUCGAAGUGUUCAUCCAUAAAGUGGACGGUCUUUCUGACGAUCACAAGAUUGAGACCCAGAGGGACAUACACCAGAGGGCUAAUGAUGACCUGGCUGAUGCCAGCUUGGAGAAACUACAUCUUAGUUUCUAUUUGACCAGUAUCUAUGAUCACUCCAUCUUUGAGGCCUUCAGUAAAGUGGUGCAGAAACUCAUCCCUCAGCUUCCCACUCUGGAGAACCUUCUUAACAUCUUUAUAUCUAAUUCAGGGAUCGAGAAGGCCUUCCUGUUUGAUGUUGUCAGUAAGAUUUACAUUGCCACCGACAGCUCACCGGUGGACAUGCAGUCCUAUGAGCUCUGCUGUGACAUGAUCGAUGUGGUAAUCGACGUCUCCUGUAUUUAUGGAUUAAAGGAGGAUGGCAGCGGCAGUGCAUAUGAUAAGGAGUCUAUGGCUAUCAUCAAACUCAACAACACCACAGUGCUCUACCUGAAAGAGGUCACCAAAUUCCUUGCCCUGGUUUGCAUCCUGAGAGAAGAGAGCUUUGAGCGCAAAGGACUAAUUGACUACAAUUUCCACUGUUUCCGGAAAGCCAUUCAUGAGGUGUUUGAGGUGGGAGUGUCCACCCCAAGGACAAGCAGCCAACCAGCUGGCACCCCUCUCAUGAAGACCGUUGCCUUGAAUGGCACCCCCAGGAGCACUAUGUAGAACGAUGGAGACAAAGAAAAUAAUGAAGUAUGGAGUCGAUGGCAAAGGUAAAAAGAAAGACUACAGGAUGGGAGGCAUUCUGAGGAUGCCAACUAUCAUUUCUGCUCCCAAAAGCUUUAUAAGCAAAGCAAAAGACUUGAAAGUCACUAAAAUAAACUUGCUGUAGUGGCUGGGGGCAGAUGCUUAAAUGUAAUGUGGGUAAGCUUGCAAAGCUGCAGAAGGACAGAAGGGAAGAGGCACAAAAGAAGGUGGAACACUUUUUUUUGUGACAAAGGCAUUAACAAACCAUUCCUCAAGACAAAAAUAAAAGACUGCAAACAAGUAACAAAGUGCAAGUCACUUAAAUAAAAAAAAAAAAGCACAGCAAGAAACCUUGCUGCCAACCAGGCUUGAAAUGCCUGGCAGAACCUGGAUAAAUGCUGUAUGACAUGCUGCUGGUCACUUUAACACCAUAGCCAAGUUUAAAAUGCAUAUGUUGUUUACUCCUCAACAAGUGAAUGUGGAAUAAUUUGUGGUGCACCCAUUUGAAGACCACUUUGGAUGAGUGUACACCAAGACUUCUGAAGCCUUAUGCAGUGGAGGCAUGCCUGAUGCAAGCCCCAAGUACACAUGCACACUCGGUCACCAAACUGCCCCUUUAUUGUGUUUGAAAGGUUUACCAAAUAGGUUGAAAAGGGUUUGAAAUGUGGUUUUGAUUAUGUCUUUUGGUGGUGGUGGUGGUAGUAGUGGAGACCGUUUGUGUGUAAGCAUGCACAUGUAGAUUUAUGUGUAUGACUAUAUGCAUUGGAGAGAGUGGGUAAAUGUGGCUGUACUCGCAUGCACUGGUUUGGGAAUGGGGCCCAGAUGUUCUGAUGUCACACAUGGAGAAAGUGCUUAAGACUCUAAAAACAGGAAGAGUUGUACCAUUCCAUUUGAGCUCUGGGACACUGUGAUUGCACUUACCUCAGAGGAUGUCAGGGAUCCUAACUAAUUAAAUUAAAACUGCUAUGCUGUUCAGGACUGUUGCCCUCCAGUUCAGUUAUAUGAAAUACUUGGCAUGUACAGGUGAAACUCGAAAAAUUAGAAUAUCG
Messenger RNA from Xyrauchen texanus (razorback sucker), 2385 nucleotides. Its product is annotated as ras-related GTP-binding protein C-like. Gene Ontology annotation, cellular component: lysosome; nucleus; Gtr1-Gtr2 GTPase complex. Bases 173 to 1315 code for a protein of 380 amino acids. Lineage: Eukaryota; Metazoa; Chordata; Actinopteri; Cypriniformes; Catostomidae. Gene Ontology annotation, molecular function: GTP binding; GTPase activity. The record is from RefSeq and is a predicted model, not a curated record. Gene Ontology annotation, biological process: cellular response to amino acid stimulus; cellular response to starvation; positive regulation of TOR signaling. The transcript has 7 exons.